AUAACCCAUAUACAACAACCCAUGAGCAAAAAAGCGAAUCCAAGAAGAAAGAGGAUACAGCUCUUUACAAAUUACAACCCCUGAAAAAGGCUCCAAACAAGUACAGUCUGAGACACACCCACCUCCAACCAAAAUGCCCCUUCUACACUUUAUGUAACCAGUAGUCCCAUAGAGUCAUAGAGAAUAGAGCCAUACACCACCUUACAAAGUCCUAUAUCAAAUACCACAACUCACUCCCCUCCUCUCCCCAGUACCCAAAUCCAAACGCAACUCGAAACAAAAAGGGAAAAAAUAAAGCAAAAUAAAAAGCAAAAACUCUGUUGUGUGCGCUUUGGGGAGUGUAAGUGCAAGCUUGUUCGCAACUCUCAAAGCUGAAAAAACUAUUGCUGUAUUCUGCUUAUUACCCACUACCCCAAAAACCAAAACACAUGCUCUCCCAUUUCCCCAACUCUUUUUAUCAUCACCACCACCACCACUUCCAUCUUCUUGUUCUUCCUAAACUCUCAUCCAAUCUUUUUCAACUUGGUCUUCUUCCUCACAGCUCAGAAAGCUUUUCUUGAAUUGGGUAAUACAACAAGUUAGCAAAGAUGAUUAGUUUAUUAGAUUUCUACCAUGUUAUGACUGCAAUGGUACCACUAUACGUGGCCAUGAUCUUAGCCUAUGGUUCAGUGAAAUGGUGGAAGAUCUUCACCCCUGACCAGUGUUCUGGUAUCAACCGGUUUGUGGCUCUCUUCGCAGUCCCUCUCCUUUCAUUCCACUUCAUCUCCUCCAAUGAUCCAUACACCAUGAACUUCAGGUUCAUUGCUGCUGAUACCCUCCAAAAGGUCAUAGUUUUAGCUGUUCUUGCCGUUUGGACUAAGGUGAGCAAGAGGGGUUGUUUGGACUGGACAAUAACUCUAUUCUCACUCUCAACUCUCCCAAACACCUUGGUCAUGGGCAUUCCUUUGCUUAAGGGAAUGUAUGGCGACUUUUCUGGGAGUUUGAUGGUCCAAAUUGUGGUCCUUCAGUGCAUUAUUUGGUACACCUUAAUGCUCUUCUUGUUUGAAUACAGAGGUGCCAGAAUGCUUAUUUCUGAGCAAUUUCCAGACACUGCGGGCUCCAUUGUCUCAAUCCAUGUUGACUCUGACAUCAUGUCAUUAGAUGGGAGGCAGCCACUAGAAACUGAAGCUGAAAUUAAAGAAGAUGGCAAGCUUCAUGUGACUGUGAGAAAAUCCAAUGCUUCAAGAUCAGAUAUUUUCUCUAGGAGGUCGCAAGGAUUGUCAUCAACAACUCCUAGACCCUCCAACUUAACCAAUGCAGAGAUAUACUCCUUGCAAUCUUCAAGGAACCCAACUCCAAGAGGGUCUAGUUUCAAUCACACGGACUUUUAUUCAAUGAUGGCUGGUGCUGGAGCUGGUGGGAGGAACUCAAACUUUGGUGCCUCUGAUGUUUAUGGUCUCUCAGCUUCAAGAGGGCCAACACCAAGGCCUUCCAAUUAUGAAGAAGAUGGUGGAGUCAGUGGCAAGCCCAGGUAUCAUUACCAUGGUGCAGGGCCUGGAGGGGCUGGCCAUUACCCAGCACCAAAUCCAGGAAUGUUUUCACCAACAGGAUCCAAAAAUGUUGCUGCUAAUGCUAAUGCUAAUGUCAAUGCCAAUGUAAAUGUAAAAAAGCCUAAUGGCCAGCCUCAGCAGAAGCCAGCUGAGGAUGGUGGUAGGGACCUUCAUAUGUUUGUUUGGAGUUCAAGUGCUUCUCCUGUUUCAGAUGUCUUUGGAGGACAUGAAUAUGCAAACAACGAUCAGAAAGAAGUCAGAUUGGCCGUUUCUCCAGGAAAAGUGGAAGGUCAAAGAGAGAAUCAAGAGUACUUAGAAAGGGAUGAUUUCAGCUUUGGGAACAGAGGGUUAGAUGGAGAGAUGAACAACCAUGAAGCUGAGAAAGUGGGAGAUGGCAAACCAAAAACCAUGCCUCCAACAAGUGUCAUGACUAGGCUUAUACUCAUCAUGGUUUGGAGAAAGCUAAUUCGAAACCCCAACACCUACUCAAGUUUAAUAGGCCUCACUUGGUCCCUAGUCUCAUUCAGGUGGAACCUUGAAAUGCCUGCCAUCAUAGCAAAGUCCAUUGCCAUACUGUCAGAUGCGGGGCUUGGCAUGGCCAUGUUCAGUCUUGGUCUGUUCAUGGCUUUGCAACCGAGGAUCAUAGCAUGUGGAAAUUCCAUAGCAACUUUUGCUAUGGCCGUGAGAUUCCUUACAGGUCCAGCUGUCAUGGCAGCCGCUUCCAUUGCUGUUGGCCUUAAGGGCGUUCUCUUACACGUUGCCAUUGUCCAGGCAGCUCUCCCACAAGGAAUUGUCCCCUUUGUCUUUGCCAAGGAGUACAAUGUACAUCCUGAUAUUCUCAGCACAGCUGUUAUAUUUGGGAUGCUAGUUGCAUUGCCCAUAACGCUUGUGUACUACAUUUUGUUGGGGAUAUGAAUUUGUGGAAAUCAUCAAAGAAUGUGGCAUUUCAAGCAAAGCUCAAGCCAGGCCAAUAGUGCUUUGAAAAGUCGGA
Molecule: messenger RNA, 2520 nt
Organism: Quercus lobata
Lineage: Eukaryota; Viridiplantae; Streptophyta; Magnoliopsida; Fagales; Fagaceae
Gene: PIN1
Product: Auxin efflux carrier family protein
Exons: 6
Coding region: 588-2444 (618 amino acids)
Biological process (GO): auxin polar transport; auxin export across the plasma membrane
Cellular component (GO): endoplasmic reticulum; plasma membrane
Molecular function (GO): auxin efflux transmembrane transporter activity
Source: RefSeq, a predicted model, not a curated record